Messenger RNA from Herpailurus yagouaroundi (jaguarundi), 1186 nucleotides. Its product is annotated as olfactory receptor 145. The record is from RefSeq and is a predicted model, not a curated record. The transcript has 3 exons. Gene Ontology annotation, cellular component: membrane. Gene Ontology annotation, biological process: G protein-coupled receptor signaling pathway. Gene Ontology annotation, molecular function: olfactory receptor activity; G protein-coupled receptor activity. The coding region runs from base 159 to 1106 and encodes 315 amino acids. NCBI's taxonomy places the organism in Eukaryota, Metazoa, Chordata, Mammalia, Carnivora, Felidae.
CUUCUAGAGAAAAGUCAGUUUUUAAUGAAGCUUGGGUCUUCUUUGCUGUCUGUGCCCCAUGGAGCCAUUUUCCUGUGGGUCUUAUUUCAGGUCCCCAGAUCUCUAAACCUAGAAAAACACUGCUCAGUCUCCUGUCACCAGCUGGCACUGAUUAUAGAAUGCCUUUAAUGAGAAUGGCAGCUGAGAACUCCUCUGUGACAGAAUUUAUCCUUGCAGGCUUAACCAACCAGCCCGGACUCCGGAUGCCCCUCUUCUUCCUGUUUCUAGGUUUCUAUGUGGUCAUUGUGAUGGGGAACCUGGGUCUGAUAACCCUGAUUGGGCUGAAUUCUCACCUGCACACCCCCAUGUACUUCUUCCUCUUCAACUUGUCCUUCAUAGAUUUUUGCUAUUCCACUGUUAUCACUCCCAAGAUGCUGAUGAGUUUUGUCUCAAAGAAGAACAUCAUCGCCUACGCAGGGUGUAUGACUCAGCUCUUCUUUUUUCUUUUCUUUGUUGUCUCUGAGUCCUUCAUCCUGUCAGCAAUGGCAUAUGACCGCUACAUCGCCAUCUGUAACCCACUGGUGUACACAGCCACCAUGUCUCCUCGGGUCUGCUCGCUUCUUCUGUUGGGUGUCUAUGUGAUGGGGUUUGCUGGGGCCAUGGCCCACACGACAUGCAUGGUGAGACUGACCUUCUGUGCCAACAAUCUGGUUGACCACUACAUGUGUGACAUCCUUCCCCUUCUUGAGCGCUCUUGCACCAGCACCUAUGUAAAUGAGCUGGUAGUUUUCGUUGUCGUGGGCAUUGAUAUUGGCGUGCCCACAGUUACCAUCUUCAUUUCUUAUGCCCUCAUCCUCACCAGCAUUCUCCGUAUUCGUUCCACUGAGGGCAGGUCCAAAGCCUUCAGCACAUGCAGCUCUCACAUAAUUGCUGUUUCUCUUUUCUUUGGGUCAGGGGCAUUUAUGUACCUCAAACCAUCCUCUCUUUUACCUAUGAAUCAGGGGAAAGUGUCCUCCUUGUUCUAUACCACCGUUGUGCCCAUGCUCAACCCGCUAAUCUAUAGCUUAAGAAAUAAAGACGUCAAAGUUGCUCUGAAGAAAUCAUUGAGCAAAAAGACAUUCUCUUGAGAAAGGGACAAUACUUAGGAAAGCGUUUUUUUUCUCUUUCCUUAUAUAAUUCAGGUUCCAUUGGUUACAUAGAGGAAACU